Messenger RNA from Staurois parvus, 284 nucleotides. Lineage: Eukaryota; Metazoa; Chordata; Amphibia; Anura; Ranidae. The record is from the annotation of a GenBank genome assembly.
CAGAAAGAACAGUAAAAAUGCAGGCAGGGCACAGGACAAAGCAAUAGGGACAAAAUUGUAUUGAGUGAAUGUCACUUUUAAAAUUUUUUAAUUUCCUACCGGUUCCAUCCCCCGUACGUCCUGACACUCACAGGGAACGGAAUGCUGGCAUCAGCCAGAGGAGAUGGCCGGGGACGCUGCAGGGGGGACAUCACGGGAGCGAAGGACAAGGUAAGUGAUCGAGGGAAUCCCUGAGCAAUGCUGCAGGGUAAUCCCGAGUGUAGCUCGGGGUUACCGCUUUUGGU